This is a messenger RNA of Oreochromis niloticus (Nile tilapia), 2187 nucleotides long. RefSeq names its product cdc42 effector protein 3. Bases 774 to 1388 code for a protein of 204 amino acids. Gene Ontology annotation, biological process: regulation of cell shape; Rho protein signal transduction; positive regulation of pseudopodium assembly. NCBI's taxonomy places the organism in Eukaryota, Metazoa, Chordata, Actinopteri, Cichliformes, Cichlidae. Gene Ontology annotation, cellular component: cytoplasm; plasma membrane; cytoskeleton. The transcript has 2 exons. Gene Ontology annotation, molecular function: small GTPase binding. The record is from RefSeq and is a predicted model, not a curated record.
UUUCCCUUCUCUCACUCACACCAUUCAGCUUUAAGAAUAAGUCGUGCACGGCAGUUUCUGUCUUUCUCAGUGUCAUGGGAAUUAAACCGGGAGCUCGUGCUUUGUGCUGACUCACCCGCAGGUGAUGGGUGCAGCCAAUCAACCAGCAGGACUUACUGUAACACCUACGACUAAAAGGCCAACUCACUCCGCAAACAGGAUGAUACAAUCUCAUGACUGUAGGUGGGAUGACUUCAGAUGUAAACUAAGAAAUACCUGGAUCUCUUAACAAUCUUAUACUUUGACCUCACCUGGCUUAUCACUUAGGGGAAGAAGACUUUCAUCAGCCAGACACAAAAAGAGCUCUCUGCAAGGAUUAUCUAAAACACUCACUGAAGCAGAGAACGGUAGGAAAUGGUACAUAAAUACUUUCUUUAGAAUUUCUUCUACGAUGAGGAAAAGACUGUUUCAGCUCACAUUGUUUCUGUGUCUCAAGGCUGUUCAAUGAGAUCUUCUCUGUAACAGCUGACAAGCCCCGUCAUGUCAAAGGAAGCUUUGUGAGAGUGUGCAGGUACACACAGCCUAGCUUCCUGACAGAGACGGGUGUGCGUGUGUGUGGGAUUCAAUUAUCCUUGAUUUUCCCAGCAGGACAGAUGGAGUUAUGCUUUUAAUUAUCAAAACUUCCUAACAAAUUGAACAAAGAAGAAAGAGACUACAAAGACUUUUGAGGAUUCAUUAAAAACAAAAAAGAAUAAACUGAAACAUUUAAGCAAAUCUCAACCAGAUCUGCUAGGAUGCCACUCCGAGCAUCGCUGCACAGAAAGCCAGCCUCUGGUCGCUGGUCCAGCAGGAAUUCCAAGAGGAAGGAGGUUCUGUCUGUCAAUAUGAUCAGCCUACCGCUUGCCGAUUUCCGCCACAUCACGCAUAUUGGAAACAAUGCCGACAGCUUUGGAGAUCUGUCUUUUCUAAAGAGUCACAACCUGCUUUUACAAAGUUCCCAAAGUGAGCAGAAUGUCUUUCUGGCCUGCUCACCGCCUCCAAAGCCACCUCGUCUGAAUCUGGACGAGACUGAGGGUAAAAAGACCCCUGACUUGUCUGUGGACCACCAGCACAAUAACUCCCAGAAAAGAAAGAAAUGCAGUUCUCUGCCCCUGCUGGACAGCGAGAAAGGAAAUGUAGAUGCUGAAAAAGAGGAUGGCUGCCAAACAGGGAAUAAUACUUCUUCCAAUCAGACUCAUAGCUCCAGAUGGGGCAGCACAGGUUCAGAUGGGGAUGAAGACUUUACAGAGACCUGUGACAAAACUACGGGACAACAAAAGGAUGAGGACAGUGGCUUUUCAUUCAACCUAGACCUGGGCCCUUCGAUCCUUGACGAUGUCCUUCAGGUGAUGGACAAACUGCAAAAAUAAACCAGAGAUUAGCCAAACGUCUCAGAGAGGCUUUACUAAAGGUUUGGAAUAUAGAGAGCAAUAAGAGCCUCCUCUUGUCCAGAAUCCUGUUUGGAGACGAAAUCAUCACAUUUGGAUAUAGUUUUGUUAAUUAUGUUCAGAUAAAUCUAAAGAUAUCUGCUUUUUUGGAUUGCAGAAUCCCAAACAAUGAAUAAUAAACCAAAGAUGAACACUGUACACUUUUUAAAAGGCACAGGAUAUGCUCCUAGAGCACUGUGAUCCACAGCGUUUACUAAAAAGUAAGCGUGAUUCUGUUUGAAAAGGGGGCACAUAAACAAAGUUAAUGUUCUCCAAGCAAUCAUCCUUUGCAGAUCCAGUGUUUAAGUUAAUAAUUAAACUUUGUCUCAUGUUAAACUAAGAGCUUGACAUUUUCACCCUUUUCACAUUUCCCCUUAGCUAUUUUAAUUCUUCAAACCACACAUCACGGCACUGACAACGGCUGUUAAGACUUAAGAUUGUUGUGUUUAAGAAAAGAAACGCAACGACUGGAAUCCAAGGUCCUUGGAGCUGCGAUGCCUUGGCGUGCUUGCCAGUCUGUUGUGUGCAGAGGGCAAAUUUUACUCCGCACGCAUCUGAGAGGCCCCACUCAAAGGUAGACCAAGGUACCCCCCAUCUCUCAUUCCCAACAAGGCAGUGAAAACAAACACUUAGCCCUGCUUCCAAUAAAAGCCAGCCAGUGGUGGCAGUUUGGGCUACAGACCAAGCCAGGCCACAGGUCCAAGACCUCAGAAGAAAAAUGGAGAAAAAAAAAAAGUCAAAG